UUCCCCGACUUGACCUAUUCCAAUUCCCAUUUUGUGUCGCAUUCUCACAUCAACGUCGAUAAGCGACUGAGUUCGAUACCUUCUAGCAAUGACAGAAGGAAUUUGGGAGAAGCUGUCCCAGGUCGCUGUCCUGGGUGCUAAAUAUGACUCCCCUGAACGCCAGCCCCAUCCGAAAUGUUUGAAAGGGACCCGAGUGGACCUUCUCACAUUCAUCUGCGGAUUGUUGGACAAGCGAGAGAAGAGUCAGAUCAUUUGGCUGCAUGGCACGGCGGGCGUCGGAAAGUCUGCCGUGGCGUUCACUGUGGCCGAGAGAAUGAAAGGUUUGAAGGUGAUAGAGGAGACGAAUAUUGAAACAAGGCUCGCGGGAACAUUCUUUUUCUCGCGCAAGCACACGAAACGCAGCACGACCGGUCAUUUCUUUGCGACCCUUGCUUACCAGCUUGCGAGCAAUUUUCCCAGCGUUGAGAAGGACGUGAACGAAGCUAUCCGCAAGACUCCUGCGGUUCUAGACUCCAGCGAGUCUCUUCGCGACCAAAUGAUGGCGUUAUUUCGUCGACCUCUCUGGCACCUGCAAUUCAGGCUGCGCGAGUGUCCGCCUCCGGUGUUUGUUGUUGAUGCCCUCGAUGAA
Suillus discolor is the source of this 628-nucleotide messenger RNA. RefSeq lists its product as uncharacterized. The transcript is spliced from 2 exons. The annotation marks the transcript as partial. The record is from RefSeq and is a predicted model, not a curated record. Lineage: Eukaryota; Fungi; Basidiomycota; Agaricomycetes; Boletales; Suillaceae.